Molecule: messenger RNA, 8615 nt
Organism: Acipenser ruthenus (sterlet)
Lineage: Eukaryota; Metazoa; Chordata; Actinopteri; Acipenseriformes; Acipenseridae
Gene: myo1d
Product: myosin 1D
Exons: 23
Coding region: 122-3136 (1004 amino acids)
Biological process (GO): vesicle transport along actin filament; actin filament organization
Cellular component (GO): vesicle; actin cytoskeleton; cytoplasm
Molecular function (GO): actin filament binding; microfilament motor activity; ATP binding
Source: RefSeq, a predicted model, not a curated record
ACAAACUCCUCCCAGAAUGCAGGUGAGGUGGGGCGCUGACUGACCGGAGUAGAGUGUUCUUCUCUGGCGAAGGAAGUAUCGCUCCUUGGGAAAAGACAGCUUGCAAGAAGUAGACGGUACGAUGGCAGAACACGAGAGUUUGGAGUUUGGGAAGGCCGAUUUUGUGCUGCUGGACACGGUCUCCACACCGGAAUUCAUGGCCAACCUCAAACUCAGGUUUGAGAAGGGCCGGAUCUAUACCUACAUCGGGGAGGUGGUGGUGUCAGUUAACCCUUACCGCUCCAUGAACAUCUACGGCCGGGACACCAUUGAGCAGUACAAGGACAGGGAGCUGUACGAGCGCCCCCCCCACCUAUUUGCCAUUGCGGACGCGGCUUACAAGGCCAUGAAGAGGAGGAAUAAGGACAACUGCAUUGUCAUCUCAGGGGAGAGUGGAGCCGGGAAGACAGAAGCCAGUAAAUACAUUAUGCAGUACAUCGCAGCCAUCACCAACCCUGGACAGAGAGCCGAGGUUGAGAGGGUAAAGAACAUGCUGCUGAAAUCAAACUGCGUCCUUGAAGCGUUCGGGAACGCCAAGACCAACCGCAAUGACAACUCCAGCCGAUUCGGCAAGUACAUGGACAUCAACUUCGACUUCAAGGGGGAUCCCAUUGGGGGCCACAUCAGCAACUACCUGCUUGAGAAGUCCAGGGUAAUCGUCCAGCAGUCAGGGGAGAGAAGCUUCCACUCCUUCUACCAGCUUGUGUUGGGUGGCCCUGAACAACUUCUGCGAUCCCUGCACAUUCAAAAGGACCCAGCUGCCUAUAACUAUAUCAAAGUGGGCAGGCAAGUCAAGUCGUCCAUCAAUGAUGCUGCUGAUUUCAAGGCCGUGGCUGAUGCCAUGAAGGUGAUUGGCUUUGCCCCAGAGGAGAUCCAGACUGUCUACAAAAUCCUGGCGACUAUCCUGCACCUUGGCAACAUGAAGUUUGCCAGCGACGGGGACGUCACUCUCAUUGAGAAUGGGAAGCUGGUGUCUGUUCUGGGUGAGCUGCUGUCCACAAAGCAGGAGAAUGUGGAGAAGGCUUUGCUGUACCGCACCGUGUCAACGGGCCGCGACGUCAUUGACAAGCAGCACACCGAGCAGGAGGCCAGCUACGGGCGUGAUGCCCUCGCCAAGGCAAUUUACGAGCGUCUUUUCUGUUGGAUUGUGGGAAGGAUCAAUGACAUAAUUGAGGUGAAGAACUAUGAUGCAAAGGUUCAUGGGAAGAACACAGUGAUUGGCGUCUUGGACAUCUAUGGGUUUGAGAUCUUCCAGAACAACAGCUUUGAGCAGUUCUGCAUCAAUUACUGCAAUGAGAAGCUGCAGCAACUCUUCAUCCAGCUGGUGCUGAGGCAGGAGCAGGAGGAGUACCAGCGUGAGGGCAUCCCCUGGAAACACAUUGAUUACUUCAACAACCAGAUAAUCGUGGACCUGGUGGAGCAGCAGCACAAGGGCAUCUUUGCCAUCCUGGACGAGGCGUGCAUGAACGUGGGCAAGGUGACCGACGAGAUGUUCUUGCAGGCGCUCAACAGCAAGCUGGCCAAGCAUGCUCACUACUCCAGCCGCAAGCUCUGUCCUACCGAUAAAAGCCUGGAGUUUGACCGUGACUUCCGGAUCCGACACUAUGCUGGCAAUGUUGUCUAUUCAGUCGUGAGCUUUAUCGAUAAGAAUAAGGACACCCUGUUCCAAGAUUUCAAACGCCUGCUCUACAACAGCUCGAACCCGGUACUGAAGGCCAUGUGGCCAGAGGGCAAGCUCAGUAUCACAGAAGUGACGAAGCGACCUUUGACCGCGGCCACUCUCUUCAAGAACUCCAUGAUCUCACUCGUGGAGAACCUGUCCUCCAAGGAGCCCUACUAUGUUCGCUGUAUCAAACCCAAUGAUAUGAAGUCUCCGCUGCUGUUUGAGGACGAACGCUGCCGUCACCAGGUGGAGUACCUGGGCUUGCUGGAGAACGUGAGAGUGCGUCGAGCUGGCUUCGCUUACAGGCAGACCUAUGAGAGGUUCCUACAGAGGUACAAGAUGAUCUCGCAGUUCACAUGGCCCAACCACGACCUGCCGACGGACCGGGAGGCAGUGAUGAGGCUGGUGCAGGGCUGCGGCUUCGAGCAAGAUGUGGCCUAUGGCAAGACCAAGGUGUUCAUCCGCACCCCGCGCACCCUCUUCACUCUGGAGGAGCAGCGCGCUCAGAUGGUCCAGCGCAUCGUGAUCUUCCUGCAGAAGGUAUGGAGGGGUACCAUUGCCAGGCUGCAGUACCGGCGCAUGCGUGCCGCCCUCACCAUCAUCCGCUUUUACCGGCGCUACAAGGUCAAGUCCUACAUCCGCGAGGUCGCCCGGCGAUUCCACAAUGUCCUCGGCAUGAAAGACAAGGGGAAGCACGUCAAGUGGCCCACGCCACCCAAAGUGCUGCGCAAGUUUGAGGAGGCACUGCAGGGCAUUUAUAACAGGUGGAGGGCCAGCCAUCUGAUCCGCACCCUGCCGCCCGAGGACCUGCCGCAGGUCAGGGCGAAGGUCGCUGCCUUGGAGACGCUGAAGGGUCAUAGGGCAGACCUGGGGCUUCAGAGAGCCUGGGAGGGCAACUACCUGAAGCGUGACAAGCCUGAGGCAGUCUCCUCCUUUACACUGGUGUCCAGUGAGCUGCAGCGGAAGGACAAGUUCAUGAGCGUGCUCUUCUCCUGCCAUGUGCGCAAGAUAAACCGCUUCAACAAGGCGGAGGACCGUGCGAUCCUCAUCACUGACCGGCACCUCUACAAGAUGGACCCGCUCAAGCAGUACAAACCCAUGAAAAGCAUUCCUCUCUACAACGUGACCGGAGUGAGUGUGUCCCCAGGGAAGGACCAGCUUGUGGCGUUCCACACCAAGGACAGUCGUGACCUUAUUGCCUGCCUGCAAGGCAUGGUGCCCCCUAGUGAGAGCCGCGUCGGAGAACUGGUGGGAGUCCUGGCCAGCCAUUUCAAGAGUGAGAAACGCAAACUGCAGGUAAGCACUGUCAGCCCCAUCCAGUGCAGCAUGCACGGCAAGAAGUGCACCAUCGUCGUGGAGACCAAGAUCAACCAAUCACAGCCGGACUUCACCAAGAGUCGCUCCGGGUACAUCCUGUCUGUCCCAGGAAACUGAAGAGCAUCACCAGGGUGACGGAGGGGCGGGGGUUAGGAAAUGUUUUCAGGCUUCCCAUGUUGAUUAUAUAAGACAUAGAGUAACAUAUUUAAUGUAAGUUGUGUUAACAGGGUGAUUAUAAAGUCACUUGGCCACCCAACCUUUGUGAAAGAAACAUUGCAGAGCAAGUAAACUUGGCAGGAGGCGAUGGAAGGGCUGUAACACAAGUCAUAUGCACCAUGUAGCUCAUGCCUGCAGAGAGCUUGUUAAUGUUCUUAAUGUGGGCAUCAUUCCUUCUGAAACUGUACUAAGAACAGCAGAGUGCUGAAUAUUCACAGGGACACGCCCCUCUGAUGGAUGACAUCCUUCCGAUCCGCCAGGAAUGUAUAUUGCCAAGUGGUCUUUUAAUCACUGCAAUCGUGCAAAUAGGUACAUGUGGUUAGGAUGCAUUUCCACGCACAUGUGCUUGUGCAGAUAAACAACAACACAUAUAAGUAUAAGCCCAUUUGCCUAUCUGUGUGAUUCUAUGUUAUUAUGAGAGAGUUUCAGAUUAUAUAUAUAUAUAUAUAUAUAUAUAUAUAUAAGUGCUUUAAGGGCUUCUAUCUGGAACUGGGCAAACUACAGUGCAAUGUGUCCCCUAGCCAGCAUAUAAUUUGUCACAACAGUUUGGGACUGACAAAUUGCUGGUUUAUGACAGAAUACCAAACAAUAAUCAUUAAAACGUGUAAUUAUUGUCUUUGGAUGCACAGAAUCAAAACAGUAUUUGGGAAUCUCUUUGGAAACACAAGCAUUAGCUUUCUAUUCGGCAAAGUUAUUAUAAAUAAUCAAAAAUAGUCUGCACUGUAAAUGUUUAUCACGUUACCGUUUACUUCCCAUCUCAACAUAAUUGUGUGCCGUUUAAAACAUCAACAACAUUAACCUCAAGAUAAAAUGGUAAUAACCAACAAUGAUACACUUUCUAUUAAAGACAACAUAAAGUGAUACAAGUGGACUUUGUCGCUUUGUACUUUCUCUUGACUCUUGUUCCCUUUCAAGCACGAAAUAUAACCAUUACCAAAUGAUUAUUUACCUUAUAAAGCCUUGAAACCUGAAUAUUGAUAUACCAAAACUGCUCAACGAGCCUGUGAAGCAGUCAUGCCCCGCCCCCGAGGGUACAUAAGGACGGCGCUCACACAUCUCUGCGACAUGUUUCCUUUCAAGACACACCUGACCAGAGAGCCUGGUUCAGAUAAGUACAUUGUUGCUUAUAUCUGUAUAUAUUUGGCAUUUAUUGUGUUUUCUACAGAAAUUAUCAGUGAUAUUUAACCAAUCGCUGUAAUAGGUUUUACUACGCGUUUUGUGUACACUGCCGCCUGUUGCUUGUCACAUCCCACUGCAGCCUUGUGCCCUGCGUGAAGCCAGCGGCUUGAGUCGCUCCUUCACAGGGAUCCAGCAACGGCUGACUUUGUGCUCCACCCCCAGGCUACAUAGCUCCUGCUGGAGCUUAUGUGAAUUCUUGUUUUUGCUUUUUAGCACCAUACGAGACGUUUUUUUUAUUAUUUAUGUAAUUGUUUAAUUACUGUGUUUUGUUUAGAAAUUGUUUACUCUUUGUGUGCUUCCAGUUUUUGGGCCAUGCCAUGCGCAGAACCAAGAUACCAUAUUGGUGACAGCUUUUUAGCAUCUCCAUUGCGAAGGCUGUUAGUCCAACUGUCCAAGUGGAUAGCAGACACGGUCAGGACUGCCCAUGAGCUGACCAACUUGCCCAUUCCACCAGGGGCAUGGCAACUUAAUGUUGUGGAUCCUCAAAACCCUGGUUUUGGAACUAGAGUGUUAAGGGCGGCUUCUCAGUCGACCCUUACAACAUAGGCGUAGAGGUGGUUUUCAACCUCAGGUUUUUUCACCCUAGCUACUGGUUAUUGGGGUUCAGUUUGGUAAAGCACAGGGCAGCCUCUCGGCUUAGCCUCGUAGCAUUCCAGUCGUUCUGCAAUCUUGCUUUUGCGACUGCUUUGGAACACUCACACGGUAAUGGUUACAUUUCGUACUUGAAAGGGAACGUUACGUUAAUAACCCUGGUUCCCUGAAACAGAAAUGUAACCAUUAACCUUCAAGGUCACUGCACCCACAAUUGCAGCAGGCUUGGGGCAUGACUGCGCCACAGGCUCAUCGAUCAGCUCUGGUAUAUCAAUAUUCAGGCUUUAGGAGGUAAAUACCCAUACAGUAAUGGUUACAUUUCUAUUUCAGGGGAUCAGGGUUAUGAUAGUAACCUAAUGUUUUCUUACUUUUGUUUUUCUUUUGCAAGUAAGAAAUGUAUCCACUUGAGAAACGAUACACAGGAUCAUUUGGAUGUACUCAUUGAAAACAAAUUCAACCAGUUGCUAUUGCUGUAACAAAAAAUGCAGCGACUAAUAAAUAAAACAAAAAAGGUAAAAUGUAUACUUCUGCAAAAUUCAUGAGCAGCUCAGAACGCUCUGACAGAGCUCUCCAUAGCAGAAUCUCCGGACGCCUGCUUCACCCACCAUAAAAUACCAUAAAAUAAUAAAAUCAAGUGUAAAUCCGCUCAAUCGAAAUCACGCAUGCGUACAGGUGGAUGAUAAUUUUGAAAGUAUACUGUAGUUGCCUUUGAGCUGCUAAACAAAUAAAUAUUAAUGCACAGUAGUUUAGAGAUGAUAUAUAAUACUGUCAAAAAAAUGAAUUUAAGAUCAUUAUUUUCUUUCACUUUCAUUUUUAUUUUUGCAUUUCUUAGUCAUCCUGUGUACCCCCUAUACCUCUUGAAGUACUCCAGGGGUACGCGAACCCCCGGUUGAAAACCCCUGAUCCAGCGUGCCAAUUAAAGUGAUCCAAAUGAAUUUUAAACAACAGUUAUGGUAAAUGAAAGGUGCCAUAUUCAACAUUUUCAUUAUUUCAUUACAUAAUCACAAAAAAGCAUUAUCUGACAUGCCAUACAAAAACAUACAAUUCUGGCAGUCACAUACCAGGGCAUGUCAGUAAAGUGGGUGUAUGUUGUGGUUUUCAUAACAAGCUAAAGACAACCAGAUGAUUUUCCUUUGGGGAUACAGACCAGUAGGUGGAAUGGUCAGUUUUAUAACAGAAGCAGGAAAUCGCAUUGUGUUCUUCACCAGAGCAGUCUUGGUUUCCAUCAUUCCAGUGCAGCAAACCAAAUCAGUACAGUAUUGAACAGAGGAAUCUGCUUUGAGUUUUAAUACACACACCAAUUACAGGAGCUACAGUGUAACAUGAAAAUGACAUGUUGCCUUUUCUGAUUCACUGUGUGCCAAAUUGAAUCCAUGAAAACUCAGAUCAAGCACGGCUGUUCUGUGAUUGUUUGAAGAAUGCUUUUAAAAAGUGGUCUUUUAUGUAGAGAAGUUACAUAAAAGUAACCAAGUGCUUUGAGUUACUUCUCAAGCUCAGUUAUAAAAUAAGCAAACCAGGCUCCGAACUUGCAGGCCAAGCCACAAGCUCUCCUGAGGAAAUGCCAUGUGCAGCACACACUUUUGUGUAACUGGGCUGUCAUUUACAUAGCGUAUUCAUUUGUUGUAUCCCUGACAUGUAUUCUCCCUGUUGCAAGUCUUAGUUUUAGUUUUAGUCCCAGCUUGCAAUGUGUCAGGCUUCAAGAUGCCUCUGUUUGCUAUUUGUAUUCAUGACUGAAAAACUUAAUGAUGAUUCACAUGGGACAGCCUCAGAAGUGAUGACUGUUUUCUAUUCUGGAGAAUAACAUAAUUUGCAGCAGGUUUCAAUCCCCAGAUUCCCCAAAGGAACCAUUUGGGAAUGGUCAGGUAUCCCUUGGAGACAGUGUUCAAACACUGUGUCAGAAAUGUUCUGGUGUUCUGUGUCCACUUUCCUGAUAUAUCGCGGUCCUGGAGUUAGCUCCCCAUUUUUACAGUCUAACUGCGCAUGCAUUUGCUGCAAUAUACAUAGGCAAUGUCACUUAGAAUUACUGUUGGUUUUAUUUCGUACUGUACAUCACAAACAAAAAUAUACAAAACAAUUAAAAAUGAAGCAUUAAUAUCAUACUGUUAUAUACACAUGCGUUGCACAACAACACAAAGCAAAUUAAAUAUCUGUGCUGAAGCAGUUUUUAUUUUAGCCAAUGAGGUGUUCACUUGUGGCAGCAAUGCACUAGCAAAAGUCACAGGGCAGUGACGUCAGCUCCCUAGCAACAAGCCUCCUAUGUUGGCAAUGGAUUCUUUCAAUGCAGUGGGUUUGUGAGGAGAGGAAGACUCAUGAAAUUAAUUGGAGACAUAAGUUGAUGAGAAGCAAUUACCCUCCACAGUACAAAUUAAAACGGUGUGCUGCUUUUUAUAUGAAAAGUGAGAAAAAGAGAGUUGUGUACACACACACUGACACACACACAUGUGUUAUACUGGACCCUGACGUCCCCGAUAAAACGAGGCAGUGGUUGUACAGUAUUUGUUAGCCUAUUUGUCUUUCUGUGGGUCUCUCGCUAUAUCACGGAUUAAUACUGGACCCCGAUACCCGUGAUAUAUCGAGUGGGUAGUGUAAUUAAGAGGUGAAUAACUGCAGCAUUCUUUUCUGGUGGUUGCACUAAGGUUGUAAAGUGCUUGGUAUCAUGUGUUGCUCAAAAGCACAAGAAGUCUGUAGAAUCUCAUAGGGGUCCUAUAGUGGUGGCUGAGCCAUGACCUCUGCUGUGUUCAUUCAGGUUUCUCCUUGAGAAAAUCUGCUUUUCACAGCUUCCCUCUUAAUCAUUAAAACUAAAACCAUAAGCUCUAAACAGAGCUGUUCUGAAGAAACCCUCUCAAUAAAUAUUAAAAUAUUGUUUUUGUCAUGAACAGGAACAGAGAGGGCCCCCACAUUGUAAUGUUUGCACUUCCUGCCUUUUGUCUUGUCAAAGUGCCUCAAUGUCCCAAAGUGACUCUGAGAUUGACUCCUAGCAAAGCAGGCAGGGUGUCCUACCCGGGGGGCCACAGUAGGAGCCUGUGACAUGUCUAUUGCAUUAAUGGUUGUUGUAUGUAAUCAUUGUGUGCUCAUUUACUCACUGGCUAUACACAAGGGACAUAUGUAUAUGUAUUUACACUAGUAAGUGUAAAGUGCCUGAAUAUAUUUUAUGUAUAAUAUAAUGUAUGUUAUGGAAGACUUUUCAUUUAACCAAAUGUGGGAUAAUGAUUACCCUUUUUUAAUUAACAAUUUAAAACCUGGGGUUUUGCAAUAGAUUAUUAUUAUUGUUAUUAUUAUUAUUAUUAUUAUUAUUAUUAAUUUGAUUACAUUAUUUUUAGAAUGGUGCAGUGUCCUUAUUAAUGGACUGAAACCAUUUUUCUGUUGAACAGAAAAUGUUUGUCAUGUUUCCAUUAGGACCCCUGGACCACAUUUAUUAAAUGUGUGAUUAUAUUAUCCAUAACUGUAAAAUACUCAAUCGUAAAAUACAUAGAAAAAACAGUAGUUUAGAUCAGGGGUGGCGAUACAGUUUAAGAUGAUUCAAGUAUCCCAUUCUUCAAUAGUAUUUUGUUUAAGCUAUGUUAAUGUUGAUUAUCGCUCAAUUAAGCAAUAAAGAUGAGAAGCAAAGGUA